GUGCUUCAAGGCUGAUAUCAACAUUAUAGACAUUUAUAAGAAAAUAUCUCAUUUUUCUUCAAUUUAAGGGCACCAAAAAACAUUAUUCUCACUAGCAGACAUUAGUUUGACGUCUGCAAAGCCAACUACAGCACAGGCAAUGUCCAAAGAAAUUCCUAAAGAAGUGAAGACGUUUGUUCGAGCUACUCUGAUAUCAGCCUCCAGUGGAAUCAAACAAACUAAUUUCCCAAAUGACUAUGAGAAAUACGCUGGGACGAAGCUCGAGUGGAGAAAAAUGGGAUUUAAGGGCCUGUAUGAGUUCCUACUGGCCAUUCCUGAUGUGGCUCGACUCACGUAUUCCGAAAAAGAUCAAGAGAAUCUUGUAUUUGGCGUGACGAAUAAGGAGGUUUAUGCUUCGAGUCAUGCUCAAAAGGCAGCCAUGAAGGGAACGACGGGUCCUAAACACAAGCCUCCUUCUGAGUGGGGAAAACCAAUGAAUACGAACUCGAACCAGAAAGGAGGGAAAGAUGCUAACAAAAGAAAGAUUGAUGUUGCUAAAGAUUUGUCGACGUUGAAGGUUACAGUUGGUAAUAAGCUUUUACAGCUCAAAGAUGAAGGGCUUUGUCCAAAUUUGCAAGGGUUGUAUGGAAUUCACAUCAGCAAUCUUCCUAAGCCAUGUACUAAGGAAGAACUUGAACACGUUUUUCAGGGAUACCCUUCACUCAAAGAAUGUAAACUUGUUUCAACUUCACUUCAGAGGAAUGCAUGUGCCUUUGUCAAGUUCACCAGUGCUCAAGAUGCCUUAAUGGCAUUACAACAAAAGAAUGGAUAUCAGCUCAAAGGUUCCAAGCUAAAACUGAACAAAGCAAAGGAGGGUAAAACUGAAGAAAAACAAAAGGAUAACCAGUCAAAAUCAGAAAACAAACCGACGGUCAGCCCAGGUACCCUGAAUGGAAAACAAUCUCAAAACGUGCAGUCAGGAACUGAUAAAGAUCAUUCCAGGACUGGAUCUAGUUUGAGUUCAAACAGCAACUCCACAACAAGUCUUGAGCGAUUGCCUUCUUCUUCAUCUACCAAUACUUUAAAACAGAAUGGAACUUCCAUCAAGCAGGAUAGCUCACACAGUUUAGGUGGCUACGAUAGCAGGGAAAGUCAAGGCCAACAAUCGAACACUAAGCAGCAGUCACAAAAACAACAACAGCUGCAGCAGCAGCAAAAUCAACAACAACAACAGCAACAAGAACAACUAAAGCAACAGCAUCAACAUCUACAAAACACUGGUCAUUUUCCUUCACACAGAAGUUCAACAACCCCUGCUUCAACAUCAGUGACAAGCUAUCCUCCAGUUCCUAUUGAUAAAAGUGUUCAUUUGAUUUUGAGCAAAGAAGAGAUGGAUCGAAUGAACAGAGCUUGUGGGCAUCAAAUUGAUUAUAGACUAGACAAGUUACCUCUUGAAUUUGAUGUUCUGGUUACAGAAGUGAUAGAUACUUGUCAUUUCUGGGCUGUCAUUGAUUUCAAGACUGGAAACUGGAGCAGGCUUGAAGAUAUAGAGAAAAAAAUACAACCCUUAAAUACUAGACCAGAUGUGCCUCAAAGAUAUACCGUUGGAGCAGGGAGAUUUACAGAGAAUAAUGCUUGGUAUAGGUGUUUUGUGCUUGAUGUAUCCUAUGAUGGAAAACAUAUCAAGGUACUGUACACUGACUAUGGGAACGCUGAAUGGAUACCUGUGGAGCGCUUUACUACCCUGGACCAGCAACUGUGGUCUCUACCUCCACAAGCCAACCCCUUUCAUCUUGCAGGACUGGAACUAUCAAAUCAAGAUGUCAAGAAUGUUGAGGAAGGAGCAGCACACUUAAAACGAUUGAUUUGCAACAAGACGUUUAUUGCAAGAAAAAAACCCACGGUCAACCAACAACAGCCUCAUAUUGUAGAAGUUGAACUUUUUGAUAGACUUCAGCAGGGUCAGUCUGUCAAUAGUUUAAUGACAGCCACAAAAUUUGUCAAGCCAGUGGUGAAUCCAGUCUCCAUUUCCAACGUACUGGUAAAGAAAACUCCGAAUUCUUCAGAAGUUAAGAAGGAAAAACAUAUUGAAGAUAGAAUAAAGAUUUCAAUAACUUGGGUUUAUAGCCCUCAAGAUUUCCAUUUUCAACUGGUUUCAACAGAAACUAAGGAAAUUUUAAAGAAGAUUGGAAGGACUUUAAAUCAAAUCCCAUUGACAGCAAUGAUCUUUCCAAAAGUUGGUCUUUUGGCUUGUUAUGUGACUAUGGAUCAUAGACGAAAUCGUGUUAAGAUCCUAGAGAUUCUGAAGUCUAAUGAUGUGUUCCAUACUGUUACUAUGGCGAAAGUUUUAUAUCUUGAUUCCGGGAUGGUAUGCGACGUGCCUGUCACACGUCUCUUAAAAUUGCCUCCUGAAUUGUUAUCCAUUCCAAUGCAAGCAACACGAGCAUGUCUCGCGGACGUCGGGCUACCAGAUGGUCAUAGUUCGUGGCCUAUCUGCGCUCUGCAAGUUCUUCUAACUCGUAAAGCCCAGAUUACUGAUGCUAAGAUUGUAAGUCAACUGCAAGAUGGAAGGGUUGUCAUUGAACUUUAUGACGAAAAGGGAGAAAACAUGAGUGAAAAGAUUAUGAAUCUUAUGAAGCCAUAUGGAGAAACACAAACCACUUCUUUGUCGGAAAACAAGAGGACAGCAUCGAAAGAAAAUUUAAAAACCGGUCGAGGAAAUUCUAGUAAAAAGACGAGCGGGCAGGACCAGGCCUCCUCACCAAAAGAAACAACAGCUGUCGCUCAUCCACAAAAGACACCAAUAGCAGCAAACUUUGCUGGGAACCAAUCGAAUUCUUCUGUACAAGCAACUGGAAAUCAAGUCCUACACAACAGCCAAUCAGAAAAGGCGUACCAUCCCAGUUCAUCAGAAAACCCUCAUAAGCCAGUUACAAGUGAUAAAUCACGUGUUGUAACCCAAGGUCAAAAUCAUUCUCAUUCGAAUUCAGCGACGAAUACGACAAAUACUUAUAACUAUUAUAUGCCCCCACCGCCGCGCAAUCAAAAAGUGCUUCCCUCUGUGCAUACUCCACAUACGGGACACGUCUACCAAGGAUUGCCUUUGGGUAGGUCAGCGGUCGAUGAUAGAAGCGCGCGAGACUUUUCAUCCAAUGAGCGCCUUCCUAGUCAUCCAAGACAAAAUGAACUUACAUCGUCAAUUCAGAAUAAUACGAGCACGGCGAGUUACAGAAACGAAGAAAGUGGAGCGUUAACGAGAGAUCAAGACUCUGUUGUUUCCAAACAUCAAGAUGUUAGUCCUGUUCAUCGAGAAAACGAUCCUACUAAUCUUACUGAAAAGGAAAGGAAUGAAAAAAUAACAAAUGAAAAAGAGUUUCCCGUUGCAACAAAACAGGGUAAUAAAGAAAAGACUGGACAGGAAUGGAUAAAAGAAAAAGAAUUGCUUCUGGCAAGAAAGCAAAGGCRGGAGGAUUACCUUGAAAUACUUAGUAAACGCCCAACAGUCAAACCUGUUCAAAACAACUUGCAAGAACUAAAACUAAGACUCGAGAAACAAGUGAGAAUCAAGGAACUCGAAAACAGAGCUCUAAAGCUGAGGAAGGAGAUAGAAACCCUGGAAGCUGCCAAAGCUGAACUGCAAUACCAGCUGAUGAACAGUUGAUGCCGUCACCACUCUUGGAGAGUUUUCUUUGGUUUAGAUGGAAGUAUCAGUGAAGGCAAAAAAUAUAAUUCUUCCCUAGUUAAUAUCCCAGGGAAAACUUUGCUUCUUGCUGUCAUUAUCAAUAUGUCACACAGAAUUAUGAUUCAUAAUACUGGGUGACAAGAUUUUAGCUGUCRUGCAGCAAUAUGCAUGAUGGAGUUGUUAGCAGUAACCCUCUCCUCAAUAUUGCACCGUUUGGAGAGGAGGGGAGGAGUGGUGCAAUAUUUUUUUUGGGGGGGG
Messenger RNA from Actinia tenebrosa (Australian red waratah sea anemone), 3919 nucleotides. RefSeq lists its product as uncharacterized. NCBI's taxonomy places the organism in Eukaryota, Metazoa, Cnidaria, Anthozoa, Actiniaria, Actiniidae. The record is from RefSeq and is a predicted model, not a curated record. Gene Ontology annotation, molecular function: RNA binding.